AUGAACGAAACAAUUCAGAACUUGGAAAGUCGGCUACCUAAAGAAACUGAUCAACUGAGGAUAAUUAAUGGAGCAAAUGGAUGUCCCUAUUUCGGUUUAGGUGGCAUUUAUAAAGCAAAACUAAAAGGAUUAGAGGACUUCGAAGUUCCCUGCCCCAAAUCUGGUUGGAUGACCAUUCAAAAACGUUACGAUGGUUCUGAGAACUUUGAUCGUUCAUGGGAGGAUUACAGGAAUGGGUUCGGAAAAGUGACAAGAGAGUUUUUUUUGGGGCUGGAGAAAAUACACUUGAUGACCAAGUCACAACCUCACGAACUUUUCAUUGAACUCACGAUGGUUAAUGGAUCCACCAGCCACGCCCUUUACGAUUAUUUCGAAAUUGGCAACGAGACAGAAUCGUAUGUGCUGAAAUCACUUGGAAAAUACAGUGGAACAGCUGGGGAUUCCCUGGUCCACCAUCUGAACCAAAAGUUCACAACAUUUGAUAGAGACAAUGAUAAAGCCACAUAUAAUUGUGCUGGUGGUGAAUUUGGAGGCUGGUGGUACAACAACUGUGCUGAAAGCACGCUCAAUGGAAAAUACUAUAGAAGUGGCAUCGUACAAACAACACAUCGAAAUGGAAUAUACUGGACUUCUUUUACUUCCUGGACCUAUAUAAAGUUCUUAACUUCUGCUGAAAUGAUGAUUAGGCCCAGGCUAGAUUGA
Molecule: messenger RNA, 702 nt
Organism: Drosophila takahashii
Lineage: Eukaryota; Metazoa; Arthropoda; Insecta; Diptera; Drosophilidae
Product: fibrinogen-like protein 1
Source: RefSeq, a predicted model, not a curated record